GCUCGUUGAAAAGGAAUUGAAACCAAACAAGGAAAAUACAAAAAUUAUAUUCCUUGUUUUUAAUGUUAAUAAUAUACAAUAAAUUACUUACGAGCACAGAAUUCUGACCAAUCCGUCCACCGUGUCAUAGCUUACUCCGUCCGCGUUCCGCACAAAACACACAAAGUGAUGAGAUAAUAAGUGCCCAUGACCGCCGUUCGCGUAAUUUGGACAACAGAGCACCCAAAAUCAAAUAACUGUAGAUAUGACGCGCCCGGGACCACCGAGCGAAAACCUGCCCACAGUGAAACUGGUGGUUGUAGGCGACGGUGGUGUGGGCAAGAGUGCCAUAACCAUCCAGUUCUUUCAGAAGCUGUUUGUGACAGACUAUGACCCCACCAUUGAGGACUCUUACAUUCAGCACACAGAGGUGGACGGACAGUGGUGCAUAUUAGAUGUGCUGGACACGGCGGGGCAGGAGGAGUUCAGCGCGAUGCGCGAGCAGUACAUGCGCAAGGGGGAUGGCUUCCUGCUCGUGUACUCCGUCACCGACAAGCAGAGCUUCGAGAACAUCCGACACUUCCAUACACAGAUACUGCGGGUCAAGGAUCGCGAGUCGUACCCCAUGCUGGUGGCGGCCAACAAGGUGGACCUGCUGCACCUGCGCGCCGUGAGCGAGGAGGCGGGGCGCGAGCUGGCGCGGACGCUGGGCGCGCCCUACAUCGAGACCAGCGCCAAGGAGCCGCCGCUCAACAUCGACGCGGCCUUCCACGAGCUCGUGCGCAUCAUCCGCAAGCACCCGCAGCAGGAGGAGAAGCAGCGGCGCCGCCGGAAGCUGUUCGCCAAGUGCACUCUGCUCUGAGCCCGCACGCCCGCACGCCGUGCAUCUACUCGCGAGAUAACAAGUCUAAUAACGUAUUACUAUAAAGACUACAUUUCCUCACUUGUGCUAUAAUGCACACAAUCUUUUUUUUUUAAAUUUUAGCUCCUUCUCAAAUUGUUAAGAAACAACUAAAAACACACUCGCAUAAAGUAAAUGUGUUUUUGUUGUUUUUUUUAUCGCACAGAUUUUUUUAAUAUUUUUAAACCAUACUUUUAUACUUAAAAGGAAUGAAAAGAUUGUUCAUGUUACAACACAAGUGUGAACAUAUUGACUUUAGUGCCGCUGUUAUCAUCUGACUCUUUUGGUACCUCUUCUGAAUCCGCAUCUCUUCAGCUAUUAAGCCAAAUUCGUGCUGCCGCCGCUACUGACUCUGUUUGUGGUAAUGGCUUUGUCUUCGUCAAUCUGAAAUGAAGCCUCAUGUGCCUGUAAUGACACCGGCAACAACACUCUUCAGAUCGGAACAACAAUACUGCUUGGAAGCAGAUAUAUAGUAUGGCGGUAGUGCUUCGUAGAUCCGUUACAAAAGGCUAUGAGAUGUGCGUGCACCUUUGUCAGUUUUAAAGCAACUGAAAUAUUACAAAUUCGAUUUACUUUCGAGAAUCCAUGUUUCGACAACUUUUUACCGUUGUUACCGAGCACUACAGCCAAAGAGUUGCUGACGACGCCGACACUACUCACAUGUUAACGGCGGUACUGAAAGCGCUGUUACUGCGUUCACAAACAUCGCGCGACUUUCAAAUUUGAUUUGUGAGCUCGUGUGAAGUACGCGUGAUUUGACUCCUGUAUCGAUCAUUAUGGUACGGAGUACGCGUAAGUUUUCUACCUACGUUUACUUUC
Pararge aegeria (speckled wood butterfly) is the source of this 1699-nucleotide messenger RNA. Its product is annotated as ras-related protein M-Ras-like. Gene Ontology annotation, molecular function: GTP binding; GTPase activity; GDP binding. Bases 245 to 841 code for a protein of 198 amino acids. The record is from RefSeq and is a predicted model, not a curated record. The transcript has 6 exons. NCBI's taxonomy places the organism in Eukaryota, Metazoa, Arthropoda, Insecta, Lepidoptera, Nymphalidae. Gene Ontology annotation, cellular component: plasma membrane. Gene Ontology annotation, biological process: signal transduction.